Aspergillus calidoustus is the source of this 1276-nucleotide messenger RNA. NCBI's taxonomy places the organism in Eukaryota, Fungi, Ascomycota, Eurotiomycetes, Eurotiales, Aspergillaceae. The record is from the annotation of a GenBank genome assembly.
CCUAAGUCCAAAGUCCCCAACUUUAUCUCUUCUUGCUCUGCUUAUCGUUUUCGCUAGCUUAAUUCUUAAUCCACAAUUUCUACUCCGGAGUAAGCCCUCCGCAAACAUGCCUCCCGCUACGAUGCGCGCCGUGGUCUUCAAGGCCCCUUAUGAGGUCGCAGUCGAAGACAGACCGUAUCCCAAGCUCCAACACCCUACCGAUGCUAUUCUCAAGGUGUCAUCGACCGCUCUGUGCGGCUCCGACCUACACUUUUACCGCGGCCACUUGAAGUGCCCUGGCAAUUUUAUCGCUGGACACGAGUUUGUCGGUACCAUAAUAGAGAAGGGUGACGCCGUGACGGAAUUCCAGUUGGGGGAGCAGGUUGUUGUGCCGUUCUACACGGCCUGCCAGGAAUGCUACUACUGUGUCCGCGGGCAGGCGAGCCGAUGCGCCAAGGGCGAGCUCUUUGGAAACUCGGUGCCCGCGAAUACAAUUGAUGGCGGGCAGGCGGAGUAUGUUAGGGUUCCGUUGGCGCAGACUACAUUGGUCCGGACGCCAAAGGGCACGUUUCCCCACCUCUGCAUUUGGGUCAACAGCGUUCCCGAAGCCCUCCUUGUGCUCAUGGCCGACAUUUUCCCGACUGGCUUCUUCGCGGCCUCUCGCUUUCUCAAGGACCUUUCUCCCCGCGAUCAAACGGAGUACACAACGGUCGUCAUAGGUUGCGGGCCUGUUGGCCUCUGCACGAUCGCCUCAGCACUCACUAUGGUGAAAACUGUGUACGCGAUUGACUCCGUCCCCGAGCGCCUAGCCGAGGCUGAGAAGCUCGGUGCCAUCGCCAUCAACCUGAACGACGAUCCCGUGUCGAAAAUCAAGGCUGCCUCAGGCGGCCGCGGCGCUGAUGUCGUUAUGGAAGUUGUCGGUCAUGCGGAUGCAUUCAUGCUAGCGUUCGAUAUGAUCAGGCCGUGGGGACAAAUUAGUUCAAUUGGCGUGCAUACCGAGCAAAUACCGCUCAAUGGGCUGAUGUGCUAUGGGAAGAAUGUGACGAUGGCAUUUGGGAGAUGUCCGGUACGCAGUGUGUUUGAUGAUGCAUUGAAGUUGUUCCAGGAGGUGCAUCCCAAGCUGGCGUUCUUGGGUGGUGAGGUUCGGUCGCUAGAGGAUGCGCCGCAGGCGUAUAAAGAUUUUGAGUCGAGGAAGACGCAUAAGGUUGUUUUCAAGUUUGAUUCUUAGGGCUUGGUGUGGUUUGGUUCGGCUGGGGUUUCCGGGGUUAUGAGUAACGUAUCAAGUAUGAAGCGUGAG